AUGGCUUUAAUCUCAAUAACUAGACACCUUGAAGAUAAUCUGGAUGAUUGGCUUGCAGAGGGAUUGGAGGAUUACCUGGAUGAUGACUACUUAGUUUUUGACUGCCCAGAAACUUUCGGUGAAUGUAAUUUUGUUAGAGCUGUGUUUGAGAAGUGUGGAAGUAAUUAUGUUUUGCAUAUGACUACCCUAACUAUUAUGAGGGCUCUUCUAAGAGAGGUUGACCCAGUAGUGUAUAAUAUGCUUCAUGAAGAUCCAGGUUCAAAGUUUGUUAGUACUGAUGGCAGUACAGGCAGCAAGGCAGAAGUGAAUUAUUUGGGACAGUUUUAUCAUCCUAAUCUUGUGAAACUAAUUGGCUAUUGCUUGGAAGAUGAGCAGCGCCUUUUGACCCUCCGGAUGAAAGUUACCCUUGGUGCUGCAAAGGGGCUGGCCUUUUUGCAUAGUGCUGAAACAAGGGUGAUAUAUCGAGACUUCAAGUUGUCUAAUAUCCUGCUUGAUUCGGAUAUUAUUUGGCAAGGAGAUAUCAGUGGAGUUAAUGCAGUGCUGCAGUUAUUCAUGGUUGAUAUCCAAUCAGACGAUUAG
Molecule: messenger RNA, 579 nt
Organism: Rosa chinensis
Lineage: Eukaryota; Viridiplantae; Streptophyta; Magnoliopsida; Rosales; Rosaceae
Product: receptor-like serine/threonine-protein kinase NCRK
Exons: 7
Coding region: 1-579 (192 amino acids)
Biological process (GO): protein phosphorylation
Molecular function (GO): protein kinase activity
Source: RefSeq, a predicted model, not a curated record